AUGUCCACCGCAUCCAAGCUCACCCUUCUGGGCACCACCGCCGGCGCCAUCGGCAUCGUCAUCAUGGUGCAUUACCAGCAGAAGGCCGAGAAAGCGGCCAUGCACGCUGGCGUUCUCCGUGACCUCGAACAACAAAAGCUGAAGCGCGAACGUAUGCUCGACUUUGAAAUGCAACGGAAAUUGGAGGAAGAAUACCGGAAAGUCCAAACGGUCUCGGAUGGAAGACAAGAUAUAUCAUAG
Lasiodiplodia theobromae is the source of this 240-nucleotide messenger RNA. RefSeq names its product Cytochrome c oxidase assembly protein. The record is from RefSeq and is a predicted model, not a curated record. Lineage: Eukaryota; Fungi; Ascomycota; Dothideomycetes; Botryosphaeriales; Botryosphaeriaceae. The coding region runs from base 1 to 240 and encodes 79 amino acids. The transcript has 2 exons. Gene Ontology annotation, cellular component: mitochondrion. Gene Ontology annotation, biological process: mitochondrial respiratory chain complex IV assembly.